AUGCGCUCAUACGACUCUCACGCACCGAAGCCCCGCGUCCUAUUCUUGGGCAAGCCUGGGUUUUCCGGAGGCGGCAUCGAGAAGAACCAGAAACACUUCGACAUUGAGAUCCUCGAUGCUUCGACACGGGAGGAACUGCUCGCCAAAAUACCCCAUGUCGUCGCGUCCCACGGGCCGUAUCAGGCAGUGGUCUGCCGCCUGGGCACCCAGCCCUUUGAGCCUUUCGACGCCGAACUCCUUUCGCCGCUCCUACCGAGCCUCAAAAUCGUCGUCUCUGCGCAGAUGGGCCAUAACGACUUCGACGUCGACUGGAUGACGUCGCAGGGCAUUUGGUUCUGCAACACCCGACACGCCACCGGAGAAGCUACCGCCGACAUGGCCCUCUUCCUCAUUCUGGCCGUCCUCCGGGACACCAGCCGCGCCGAAAAGAACUUCCGCGAGGGCCGUUGGCGACAGGGACUCCAACUCACCCGAGACCCGGCCGGAUUGACGCUGGGCAUCGUUGGCAUGGGCAGCAUCGGGACCUGCCUCGCGCGCAAGGCAUCUGCCUUCAACUUGCGCAUAAGAUACCACAGCCGGAACCAACUCCCGGCAGAUGAGGUGCCCGCCGGAGCAUCGUAUUGCGCCACCCUGCAAGAGCUCUUGCAGACGUCCGAUAUCAUCUCCCUCCACUGCCCACUGACCCCUGCAACGACCCACCUGAUGGGCGAAGCCGAGUUUGCCAUGAUGAAAGAGAAGUCAUAUCUUGUCAACACUUCGCGCGGGCCCAUCGUCGACGACGCGGCGCUUAUCGGCGCUCUCGAGAGCGGCAAGGUUGUUCGAGCUGGCCUGGAUGUCUUCGGAGGCGAGCCAACAGGUGUCAAUCCCUACUUCAUGCACAGCGACAAGGUAGUUGUGCAGCCGCACAUGGGUGGUCUGACCGAAGGGUCGUUCGCGAGGGCGGAGGAGGAGUGCUUUGCCAACAUCCGGAGCUAUUUCGAUUCCGGCAGACCUCUUGCACCGAUAAACGAGGUCCGGAUCCGAAAGGACUCGUUCGAUCCCGAGACGGAGUGA
Diplodia corticola is the source of this 1053-nucleotide messenger RNA. Its product is annotated as glycerate-and formate-dehydrogenase. The record is from RefSeq and is a predicted model, not a curated record. Gene Ontology annotation, molecular function: hydroxypyruvate reductase [NAD(P)H] activity; NAD binding; glyoxylate reductase (NADPH) activity. Gene Ontology annotation, cellular component: cytosol. NCBI's taxonomy places the organism in Eukaryota, Fungi, Ascomycota, Dothideomycetes, Botryosphaeriales, Botryosphaeriaceae. The transcript is spliced from 2 exons. Bases 1 to 1053 code for a protein of 350 amino acids.